Molecule: messenger RNA, 1473 nt
Organism: Rhizophagus irregularis DAOM 181602=DAOM 197198
Lineage: Eukaryota; Fungi; Glomeromycota; Glomeromycetes; Glomerales; Glomeraceae
Source: RefSeq, a predicted model, not a curated record
AUGAGUUACAUUAAUAGAAAAAUAAAACAAUUAGUAUCCAAAUUUAAUAAAUUAAAUAUUGACCAUAAAAAUUGUUAUAACCCAAGUGAUGACAAACCAUGGUGUAAAAAAUGUGUUCCUCGUUGCAUAAUUGAAGGAUGGACCAGUGAAAAUCACGAUAUUGAUGAAUUUAUCAAAGAUACGAUUUAUAAUGCAAAAUAUUCAUUUUUUGAUAGUGGUAAAAAAUAUCCGUUAUUUCUUGAAUGGGUACCGUUUAAUAGAUUUGAAGAUAUAAAACAAAUUGGGGAAGGUGGAUUUGCUAAAGUAUAUUCUGCAACAUGGGUUGAUUGUGAAACGAAAUAUGAAAGACAAGAUGAUAGAAUUUGGAAAAAAAAAGAAUCCAGCCCAAUGAAAGUUGCCUUGAAAAAGUUAAAUGAUUCACAGAAUAUAUCAGUUGAAGAUUUAAAUGAGCUUCAAAUACAUUGGGAUUAUUUUAAGAAAAAUAAUGAAUCAUUUUUAAAAUUUUAUGGAAUGACAAAAGAUCCGGUAACUAAAGAAUUUAUGAUGAUUAUUGAAUUUUCAGAAAGGGGGAAUUUAAGAAGUGUACUUUCAAAAGACUUUAACAAUAUUUUAUGGAAAGAAAAACUUAUGUUUUUGGAUAAAUUAUCAUUUGAGCUAAAUGGUUUUCACAAAUUAGGAUAUUGUCAUAAGGAUUUACAUAGUGGUAAUGUAUUACAAAUUUAUCUUAAUGGAUAUAGGUCCAAUGUUUCUUGUAUUUCAGAUUUUGGAUUAUCAGGACCAUUGAAUAAACAAAAAUCAGAUGGUAAAAUAUGUGGUGUGUUGCCAUAUGUUGCCCCAGAAGUAUUAAAUAAAGAGCCAUAUACAUCAUCAUCUGAUAUUUAUAGUUUUGGUAUAAUUAUGGCUGAACUAUCAUCUGGAAAGCCACCCUUUCAUAAAAGAAAACAUGAUGCUAUCUUAGCAUUAGAAAUAUGUAAUGGUCUCAGACCAGAAUUUGGAAAAGGAACUCCUGAAAUUUAUAAAAAAUUAGCUUAUAGAUGUAUGAAUGCUAUUCCAAAUCAAAGACCAACAGCAGAUGAAUUACGUGAUAUAUUGAAUGUUUGGCGUUGGGUUUGUGAUUGUGAAGAUUAUGGAUCCUAUUGGAAAGAAAAAUAUGAUUUUAAAGGAAAAGAAAUUAAAACCAUAUUUGAAGAAGCUGAUAAAGAGAUACCAAAUAUUUCAACUACAUAUGAAAAGAAUCCUGAUGCCAUUUAUACUAGUAGAUUAUUCACAUUUAACAAUUUGUCUAAACCCAUUAAUUCAUCCAUCAUUACUUCAUAUUUAAAUGAGGAAGAUAAUAAAGAUUGCCAGGAUUCACAAUUACUUGAUUUAGAGGUUUCUAGCUCAUUUCAAUCAAGAGUGAUAUGGGCCGGUGUAAAAAGAUUGGUACCUCACCCGAAAAGGAAAGGAUUUUACACCAAGAAAAAUACCGUAUGA